GAAAUCGUUGCUAAGCUGCUUGGCAAUCAACAAGGUGGGCACGAUCUGCCUCUCCCUAUUUUAGGGGACUGUGUUUUGUUUAUAAUGGCUUGUGGUUAAUUAGUCGCUGUUCGCCAUUUUUAACAUGGCGCCGUGUAUGGGCUCGCAUUUUGUAUUGAGAAAUUAGGAUUACCACUGACAAUGGGACUUAAGUCAUUCCUAAUGUUUCUGGUAAUGCUGAGUGCAAUGCGCCUGGGUCCCACUGCAUACAAGGACCUUACAUGUGUGGAGCCCGUGCACGGAUACGCCCAGAGGGUCGUCCAUUUUUUCACCGCGUCAGAAAUAGAGAAAGUGUGUCCAACUCAUUUAGACGUGGCAUGUCAAAUUGGGAACGAUGCACUAUGCACCCUUUUCAGUAAGCUUCUGACCCUGCUGGUGGUCCAUAUGUCAUGGAUUGGAAACACUCUUACAAAGAAGUGGUCAAGCAUGGUUUCAAAGGCGCAAGAAUGGAAAAAUCGUCGUCCCCUUUGUGGUUACUGUGGAACCGCUCCGUGCCAGGUCCUGAGAAGAUCGAAAUGGCAUCCGUCAGGUCCUCGUGAAAGGGACGAAGCAAAUUUCUCCGAGCGCUCUAACGCCAUGAUGCUCUUCAACUGCGGUUUGGAAGUGUCCACAAUUCUGACCAAGGAGCUGCCUCAGGACGAACUUUACUGGACGAGAAGGUCCUGUCAGAAGUUUGAGGAAGAGCAGUUGAGUCUGUUUCCUCUGUGCAUUCAGCGUCAGAUCGACCUCUGGUAUCCAGUCCCACGCUAGGUUCCUUCUGCUGUUCACUGAGAAGAAUGCCGAUGAUGAUGGAAGUUACAGUUUCGAUGUUAUCGAUAAUGCGAUAUGUCAUAUCAUUUUGAUAUUUAACUGUGCCACAGUUUAGUUUUAGAUUGUCUUUUUUCCUAUAAAAUCAGAAAAACUA
Messenger RNA from Mizuhopecten yessoensis (Yesso scallop), 943 nucleotides. RefSeq lists its product as uncharacterized. NCBI's taxonomy places the organism in Eukaryota, Metazoa, Mollusca, Bivalvia, Pectinida, Pectinidae. Bases 181 to 789 code for a protein of 202 amino acids. The record is from RefSeq and is a predicted model, not a curated record. The transcript is spliced from 5 exons.